AAGGCUGCGUUUUCACGAAGGACUCGGGUGAAGCUGCAGAGCUGCCUUUGAGCCCUGACUCCUUGGCUUCCUGGGUCGGAGGAGAUCUUGUAAUGGAGUGGUUCUUCGUCUCACACUAGCAAGAUGCCUGAUUUCCUCAGGAUCGAGGGAUUGAAGAAUGUCCCGGGUUCCACUGGGGAAAGUCCUCCUGAGGAAUGUCAUCCGGCAUACAGAUGCUCACAAUAAGAUUCAGGAGGAGUCAGAUAUGUGGAAAAUAAGAGAACUGGAGAAACAGAUGGAAGAUGCCUACCGGGGAACCAAAAGGAAAAUGUUACCCAGUAGUUCAAGCCGGAUGCGUAGUGAUGGUUUUGAUGAAGAAAGUCAAAGAGACUAUUGGAGGCCAAAGACUGAAAUUUCUGGGGCACUGGAAGAUGACUUUCUUAAGGCUAAAUCCUGGAAUAAGAAGUUAUAUGAUUAUGAAGCUAAUAUGCCAGACAGAUGGGGUCACAGCGGUUACAAAGAGUUAUACCCUGAAGAAUUUGAAACAGACAGUAGUGACCAGCAAGAUAUUACCAAUGGAAAAAAAACAUCUCCCCAAGUAAAAUCAUCUACCCACGAGUCUCACAAACACAAGAAGUCAAAGAAAUCCCACAAAAAAAAGCAGAAAAAAAAGUCACACAAAAAACAGAAGAAAAGCAAAAAGGAAGCCACAGAUGUAACAGCAGAUUCCUCAAGCGAGUUUUCAGAAGAAAUGGGGGCUUCUAGUACCGGGAAAAGGAAACAGCCACAUAAGCGCAAGAAAAAAUCCAGGAAAAAGUCGCUCAAGAAACCUGCUUUAUUCUUGGAUGCAGAAAGUGAUACUUCCCAGUCCGAUGAUUCCGCAUCCAGCAGUUCUGAGGAAGGCGAGGAAAGAGACACUAAGAAAACCAAAAGGAAAAAGAGAGAGAAAAAAGUCCAUAUCCCUGUAGUUAACAAUGAAAUACAGGAGAGGACAAACAAACGCACAAAUUGGAAAGUGGCUACAGAUGAAAGGUCUGCAGAGAGUUCCGAGGAUGACUAA
Messenger RNA from Puma concolor (puma), 1039 nucleotides. RefSeq names its product NKAP domain containing 1 (gene NKAPD1). The record is from RefSeq and is a predicted model, not a curated record. Lineage: Eukaryota; Metazoa; Chordata; Mammalia; Carnivora; Felidae.